ACAAUCUCUUUAUGGCGUCUGUUUGGGAGAGCUACAUUGUGGAGUGGUUUGGUUUCAAAGCACAACCAACAAAGACAGUCAAACAUGGCCGCUGAGGGGGCUACAAGAGGUUCAAAAUGGCAGACGUAAUUAAUUAGCUAGCCGUAUUAUACAUUACGUGUCUCUAUAUUUGUGUUCAAUAUUCAGGUUUAAGGUCACUCAGCAGCAGCAACUUCCCUUCCCCCACCUUCUCUAGCGCUCUCUCUCCCUCUCCAUGUUGUAGUCGAAGGUCUCUCCACCACUGGCGUUCACAGCGCCUGCUUGCUGCUGCUGUCUCUUCCACUGUCCUCAGUGAACGGUGAACUCCUCCAUAGUAGCCCGCAGUCAGCGACGCACGAACUCGGCUUGUGUUAUUAUUAUUAUUAUUUCCACCUCUCCUUCCUUCCAACUGUACAGAGAGGGCCAGCGAGGUCGGAAUUUUGAAAUAUGACGCUGGGUAAAAUGGGAGGAAAGUCGUCGCUAGCUUGUUGAAGUUGGAGGAUCUCCUUGUGGAAGAGGAAGAGGCGGUGGCGGCGGACACGACCAGUUCACUCUUAUAAUCUUAAAAGGAGUGAGCCGAGCCUUCCAGCAGAUCCUCCUGUUUCUUUGGGCUAAAAUGAGUAUUACCAGUGACGAAGUGAACUUCUUGGUCUACAGAUACCUCCAAGAAUCAGGUUUCUCUCACUCAGCGUUCACCUUUGGCAUCGAGAGCCACAUCAGCCAAUCCAACAUUAAUGGAACAUUAGUGCCCCCUGCAGCACUCAUCUCCAUCCUGCAGAAAGGGCUCCAGUAUGUGGAGGCAGAGAUUAGCAUCAAUGAGGACGGCACGGUCUUCGACGGCCGGCCGAUCGAGUCGCUGUCGCUCAUCGACGCCGUGAUGCCCGAUGUGGUGCAGACGCGGCAGCAGGCUUUCCGUGACAAGCUGGCUCAGCAGCAGGCCGCGUGCACCAUGGCGGCUUCCACAUCUGGCAACCAGUCCAAUGCGCCAAAGAACGGUGACGCCACCGUCAACGGAGAGGAGAACGGCACCCACAACAUGAAUAACCAUUGUGAAUCCAUGGAGAUGGAUGUUGAUGUGGAGAUACCAGCCAGCAAAGCCACAGUGCUGCGAGGUCAUGAGUCGGAAGUGUUCAUCUGUGCCUGGAACCCCGUCAGUGAUCUGCUGGCUUCAGGUUCGGGGGACUCCACCGCCAGAAUCUGGAACCUCAACGAGAACAACAACUCCAACUCCACCCAGCUCGUGCUGCGCCACUGUAUCCGAGAAGGUGGGCAGGAUGUCCCCAGCAACAAAGACGUCACCUCACUAGACUGGAAUAGCGACGGGACGCUCCUGGCGACGGGCUCGUACGACGGCUUCGCCAGGAUAUGGACAAAAGACGGAAAUCUGGCUAGCACCUUGGGACAGCACAAGGGGCCCAUAUUUGCACUCAAGUGGAACAAGAAGGGGAACUCCAUUCUCAGUGCUGGCGUAGAUAAGACGACAAUCAUUUGGGACGCGCACACAGGAGAAGCAAAGCAGCAGUUCCCCUUCCACUCAGCUCCAGCUCUCGACGUCGACUGGCAGAACAACACCACCUUUGCCUCCUGCAGCACGGACAUGUGCAUCCACGUAUGUCGUCUAGGAAGCGACCGGCCGCUCAAGACUUUCCAGGGUCACACGAACGAAGUUAACGCCAUUAAGUGGGAUCCGUCGGGAAUGCUACUCGCGUCCUGCUCCGACGACAUGACCUUAAAGAUUUGGAGUAUGAAGCAGGAAUCGUGCGUCCAUGACCUGCAGGCUCACAGUAAAGAGAUCUACACCAUCAAGUGGAGCCCGACCGGGCCCGGCACAAGCAAUCCCAACUCCAACAUCAUGCUCGCCAGCGCAUCGUUCGACUCGACAGUACGGCUGUGGGACGUGGAGCGAGGGGUGUGCAUCCACACGCUGACCAAGCACCAAGAGCCCGUCUACAGCGUGGCCUUCAGCCCGGAUGGCAAACACCUCGCCAGCGGCUCCUUCGACAAGUGUGUCCACAUUUGGAACACCACGACCGGGGCUUUGGUGCACAGCUACAGGGGAACUGGUGGAAUAUUUGAAGUGUGCUGGAAUAGCACUGGGGACAAAGUCGGGGCCAGUGCAUCAGACGGCUCGGUAUGUGUUCUGGAUCUCCGAAAAUAGCAGACUUUGGACGGCGUAUCCUGGAAUGUGCAAACUGCCUUCUUUAGACAUCAGCAAACACUCUCAUUGCUCCCGGGAGGGGGCGUGGCAGGUAGGGCAGAGUCCAACAAAGAAAAAAAACAAACCCUCACAGACAAGAGGAGCGAACCACCACGAGGGGAGGGGGGGGAAGAGGCGGUGCACCUUAUAAGCUGGCAGACCGAAGGCACCCCUUUGAGACCGACAGGAAGCCAGGGAAAGACAUCCACAAGACUGGACUGACUCCAACUCCCCGCGGGCGCCGUUUUUACGAGGUUUCUAAUGAGGAAGCACUGCAUUUUUUUUUUCUUCCCUCCUCCUCCCCCCUCUCUUUUCCCGCUCCCUCCCUUGCGGGCCUCUGCGGUCCAGCUGUUUGGAAGGACGCAUGAGUUACAGAGAGACACACGCCAAAAAGGCAGCAAAUCACGGAGGAGAGAGACUUGCGGUGAUGGAGGAUGGCUUGUUGUAAGACCCCCGCCCAUCUCCCCUCGACACCCAUAAAAUAAAAAGGUGGCUGCACUUUUUAAACACAAGAUUCCACCCAAAAAAAAAAUUCCCAAACUGGCCCAGUUUUCUCAUUAAUUGGAAAAAAAUAUGUAAAAAAAAAAACAAAAAAAAAAGUGUGGUUUACAUAGAUUUUUUUUGCCCUUUUUUGGAUGUAAAUGUAAAGAAUGUAAAGAUAUGUAAAUUAGAUUAAUACACAGACUUAUAUACUGUGUAUAUAUGUUUAUAUACAGUACACCUUAUUGACGUCACGUUAGGGGCUGACGGGCCGUGGCGAGGCCUCCUUUUUAACAAAAUGUUUUUUCCAGUCCAGGCACAAACGUAUCAGUCGCUCACUUGCCCCCCCCCCCCACUUUUUUUUUUUUUUUUUUUU
This is a messenger RNA of Doryrhamphus excisus (bluestripe pipefish), 3071 nucleotides long. It is a transcript of the gene tbl1x, whose product is annotated as transducin beta like 1 X-linked. Gene Ontology annotation, biological process: regulation of transcription by RNA polymerase II. Gene Ontology annotation, cellular component: histone deacetylase complex. Lineage: Eukaryota; Metazoa; Chordata; Actinopteri; Syngnathiformes; Syngnathidae. Gene Ontology annotation, molecular function: transcription corepressor activity; protein binding. The record is from RefSeq and is a predicted model, not a curated record.